AUGGAAGUUUGUGAUAAGAUGGUAAUAAUGGACGCGGACGUAAGUCGCUAUGAAUUAGUAUUAGAAGAAGCAACAGGCAAUUACAUAAGAAAUGAACAGGGUUGUGCUUUAGCACAUGAUAAAAUAAAUGAUAAUUUGGUCUACCUAAAAAUCGAUUUGGACAAUAAAGGGGAGGGAAAUACCGAAAAGGAAUAUCCGGAAAAGGAAAAUGUAGAAAACAAUAGAUGGGACCGUAAAGGAGUACUAAUGCUAAUUGAUCAGUUUAAGUUUAAAUCAACAACAAUCAAAAAUGAAAGUGUAUGGAAGGAAAUUGCAGGAAACCUUGCAAAAGAAGGACAUAUAUAUUUUCACAUCAAGCCAAUUAAACAGCCAAAUAUAUCUCCAAUAGCCAUUGCAUCCUCAAGUAGAGCACAAAAUAUAGAUUUACAGUCAGAGUCAACCGAUAGUGAUGUGUUUGAAAAUAAAGGAGUAGGCAAACCACCAUUAAAGAAAAGAAGAACUAAGGCCGAUAAAUAUUUGCAGCAGAUGCAAGAAAUGGGAGAAAAAAGGGAAGAAAACAAAAGAAUAAGGCAUGAAGAGAUGAUGAAUUUACAGAGGGAAACCACCAAAUUAUUUGCUGAUAAAAUGGAUAAAUUAAUUGACAAGCUAUAA
Brassicogethes aeneus is the source of this 651-nucleotide messenger RNA. NCBI's taxonomy places the organism in Eukaryota, Metazoa, Arthropoda, Insecta, Coleoptera, Nitidulidae. The record is from the annotation of a GenBank genome assembly.